AUGCUGGCCGUCUCUACCGUCCAGCUACCACCUCAGUGGAUGGAGAAGCGGGACUCCGUUACCUUCUUCGCCGUGGAUGUGUUCUCUGAGACCGGGACCUGUUGGAGGGUCAUGCGCCGGUACAGUGACUUCCUCGAGCUGAAGGACCAGCUUGGCCAUGUCAGCGCCUCUUUCCCGGCCGCCCGCUUUCCGAAGAAGCACUGCCUCAGCUGCGAGGGGUCAAGGCUGGAGGUUCGGCGUGGGGCCUUGGAGCUCUGGCUGCGACGGGCGAUCGAGCACCCGCGCAGCAGCGGCGAGUGGCUGGCGCCGCUGCGCUGCUUCCUGGAGUCCGGCCGGAAGUUUAUGACCAUCACAGACUCGAGUGCCCCUCCAGCGGCCAGCGACCACGAGGAUGACAUGAUGUUGGAGAUAGUCGUGCCUCCUGGUGUUAGAGCAGGCCAGCCUCUGACAGUCGCAGUGCCCGAUGGAACCCUUACAACCGUGACCUUGCCCAAGGACUUGCAGCUUUAG
Symbiodinium natans is the source of this 510-nucleotide messenger RNA. The record is from the annotation of a GenBank genome assembly. NCBI's taxonomy places the organism in Eukaryota, Dinophyceae, Suessiales, Symbiodiniaceae.